Porites evermanni is the source of this 443-nucleotide messenger RNA. Lineage: Eukaryota; Metazoa; Cnidaria; Anthozoa; Scleractinia; Poritidae. The record is from the annotation of a GenBank genome assembly.
GGAACAGGGGAACAAGGGGAACAGGGGGGAACAGGGGAUAAAGGGGGACAAGGGGAACAGGGGAAACAGAGAGGAAUCGAGAAAAAGAGGAACAGUUGGAACAAGGGAGAACAGGGGAACAAGAGACGUUCGAGCUUACUAUUUAUAUGUUAAAAAUGUAUUGUAAGAGGGCACGUCCGUUGUCCUCUCAUUCGCGACUCUCUUCACUUCACUCUCUCUUCAAGAGAGACAAGAGUACAGGGCGAACAAGGGGAUAAAGGGGAACAAGCGGAACAGGAGAACAAGGGCAACAAGGGGAACCGAGAAAAAUGAGGAAUAGGUGGAACAAGGGGGAACAGAGGAACAAGAGCACAGGGGGAACAAGCGGGAACAGGGGAACAGGAGAACAGGAAAACAGGGGAAUAAGGAAACAAGGGAACAGGGAAACCAAGGAACAAGGGAAC